AUGAAUAGUUCACUACUCUGGGUGGUGUUUUUGGGCCUCUCGGCCACACAGGGCGCGGGGCUCUCUGAGUCGCAACGCGCAACACAAGCCGGGAAAAUUGAUCACCCACCAGAGACAACAGAUAUUCCUGAUCUGAGGCGCCGAGAGACCAGCCAGACUGCCACAUCUUAUCUAUUAACAAUUGCCCCACAUAACACUUGCGGGUAUCUUUCAGGACAACCCGGAAUCGACAUCACCUGCGAAAGCCAACUUACAUGUAUGUGGGUUACGUCGCGCGCGAUUAUCUGCGGUGAAGAAGGCGAUGCAAAUAACUGGAAGCGCUAUAACCGAUGUCAUGACAGUAGCUACGCUUUGGAUCCGAGUAGAUGUGCUAAUACUUGUGUGAAGAACAAAUUCAACCUUCUCUGUACGAAUGCCACGGCUCCCUAUUGUAUAACAUAUGCUUUCCCGUCUGGGGUUAGCUACUUCGAAUGUUCAGAAUCUUCGACAGAGCUUUUGACUGCUUCUUUUACCUUCAGUGGUCAGAUCAACGCAAGACUCAAAACCAGCACCAUUUACAUUGGUGCGAGUGAUUCUCAAGACACGGCAAUCACUGAAACCCCAACAGUCUCUUCCACAGCACCAUACUCAUCGUCUCCUACCUCUACUUCAUCAUCAUCUUCCCCGCCAUCAUCAUCCAACCAGAUCAAUCUUGGAGCCAUCAUUGGUGGAGCGGUUGGAGGAUUUGUGGCUAUUUCCCUUGUGGCCCUGGCAAUCUUUUGGACUAUCAGAAAGUCAAGGAACGACAAACGUCGUCAGUCGAUGCAAGUUGAUCCAUUGGCUCAUAGUGGUGGAAAGAAGGAGGCACAAAUCGACUGGAGAAGCUCAACAGCGACGGCACUAAGCUGGCCAACUUCCGCCUCACCACAAACUGGAACAGGCCAACCGACAUCACCAAGUGCACUCAGCGAAACAUCACAGGGUAUAAUGUCGCCUAUGAGGCCACAAAUGACUCACGAGAUGAGCGGAGAAUCUGUUCACUCGCCACCACAUGAGUUGGCGGACUCUAGAAUCUAUGAGAUGGGAAGUGGUUCUGCUGAUCGUUGA
Fusarium pseudograminearum CS3096 is the source of this 1086-nucleotide messenger RNA. RefSeq lists its product as uncharacterized. Lineage: Eukaryota; Fungi; Ascomycota; Sordariomycetes; Hypocreales; Nectriaceae. The coding region runs from base 1 to 1086 and encodes 361 amino acids. The transcript is spliced from 2 exons. The record is from RefSeq and is a predicted model, not a curated record.